CAGGUUACUACCUUACCUUGCAGGCUGUUCCAAGCAACGUGCCUGGUCACUCGACCGGCCCACCCGAAGUUCACCAAGGGAGAGAUCUGUUCUCGUUCUUUAUAUUGUGCAAGAUCUUGCACGCACAUCUUUAUAGCUAGAAUCCAGUUUUGGAAGUCUGACCAAGGUUACAGGAGAUGUACAUGGUGGUGGUGGUGGGGUUUGGGUUUUAGAGGUUGAGUGGUGGUUGUAAAGAGGAAAGGGGGAGAGGAAGAAGGCAAUCAAAUUGUUUGAAUUACGACACAACUACCUCCCUUUCUGAAACCUGGCAGCACUACUGAUUGCUGAACCCAUUUAUGUAGUAGCAUCAGUAGCAAAGCUCUAGUUGCACCACAAACUAUUGAUAGUGACUCCUGAUCUAAUGCCAGUUGAAAAUAGUGCACUCUUUUAGGGGUGAACUAUGAGAAAUAUACUUGCCCCAUUAGCAUGCAUAUAGUAGAGCAACCAGCCCCCUUCAACAGCUCUCAUAAUGUGUUCUACGCUGUUGAAAGUUAGGUCCACAUGAGGUGUGGGAUAAAAGGACAGUGAGGAUAGCACUCCCCUUAUUCUUUUCCUAAAGGAGAAGAACUUCAUUUCUGAGACAUUGAAAACACAUUAUUAUUUUCAUGGUUGAUAUGUUUAGUGAAAUUUCAUGUGCUGUGCUGUCUAAAUUUGGUGAGUUAUUUAACAGGAGGACUUCUACAACCAACCGACCUUCAAUAUGUCCAGGUCAACUAUUGUAGAUAACAUUGUGAAGUUUGUGACAGAAGUUGUUGGAAACUCAUACUAUUCUGCAGUGAAAUCUGGCUUUGAUGACACUAAUACAAAUCAGGCGACGAGGAUUUCCUUCAAGUAUGGUUGCUCGAGAGGGGUGUUUGGGACGCCUAUUUUCUUUGUAAAUGGAUUUGUAUUACCCGGUGCUGGCGCGGCAAUAGACUAUAAUACAUGGAGAAGCAUCAUUGACCCAUUGGUCAGCCAGUAG
Molecule: messenger RNA, 1000 nt
Organism: Ilex paraguariensis (yerba mate)
Lineage: Eukaryota; Viridiplantae; Streptophyta; Magnoliopsida; Aquifoliales; Aquifoliaceae
Source: the annotation of a GenBank genome assembly